UCCACCACAGUGCUCCACAGUACAUUCGAGUCAAUUCGAGUUUCGAGUGUUCGACGUUCGUCGUGCCACGAACGCGACGCGCAGUGGUGUCAGGUGUGCAGUGGCGUGACACUGUGCGCGCGACAGUGCGUACGUGCGUGCGCGUUCCGCCCGUGGUAUCAGCAAAAAUAUGCAAAAGUAUGAGAAGCUCGAAAAAAUAGGAGAAGGCACUUAUGGCACCGUGUUCAAAGCCAAGAAUCGCGAGACGCACGAAAUCGUCGCGCUGAAGCGGGUGCGACUGGACGAUGAUGAUGAAGGUGUACCAUCAUCAGCUCUACGGGAGAUCUGUCUUCUGAAGGAACUCAAGCAUAAAAAUAUAGUUCGUCUCUAUGAUGUGCUGCACAGCGACAAGAAACUCACCUUGGUAUUUGAACACUGUGAUCAGGAUCUCAAGAAGUACUUUGAUAGUCUAAAUGGAGAAAUUGACUUGGACGUCGUUAAAUCAUUCCUAUAUCAAUUGUUAAGAGGACUAGCAUUCUGCCAUAGCCGUAAUGUUCUGCACAGAGACCUCAAACCACAAAACUUACUCAUCAACAAGAACGGGGAGUUGAAGCUCGCUGAUUUUGGAUUAGCAAGAGCAUUUGGUAUCCCUGUAAAAUGUUACUCAGCAGAAGUUGUUACAUUAUGGUACCGUCCCCCGGAUGUUCUUUUCGGAGCAAAAUUAUAUACAACGUCCAUUGACAUGUGGAGCGCGGGAUGCAUAUUCGCCGAAUUAGCGAACGCCGGCAGACCGCUUUUUCCUGGAUCGGAUGUAGAUGAUCAGUUGAAAAGAAUAUUCAAAAUGUUAGGUACACCGACUGAAGAAACGUGGCCAGAUUUAACAACACUUCCUGAUUACAAACCAUUCCCACAGUACCAUCCCACGCAAGGAUUGGCACAGGUUACACCUAAACUCACUUCAAGAGGCAAAGACUUACUCCAGAGAUUAUUAGUGUGUAAUCCGGCUCUACGGCUGUCGGCGGAGGAAGCGAUGGCACAUCCGUACUUCAACGACUUGAACCCUGUCAUAAAAAACGACCGAUGCCAAUAGCGGGUCAUCCCUCUUAG
Messenger RNA from Trachymyrmex cornetzi, 1086 nucleotides. RefSeq names its product cyclin-dependent kinase 5 (gene Cdk5). Gene Ontology annotation, biological process: axonogenesis; synaptic vesicle transport; protein phosphorylation. Bases 170 to 1069 code for a protein of 299 amino acids. The transcript is spliced from 7 exons. Gene Ontology annotation, cellular component: cytoplasm; nucleus. NCBI's taxonomy places the organism in Eukaryota, Metazoa, Arthropoda, Insecta, Hymenoptera, Formicidae. The record is from RefSeq and is a predicted model, not a curated record. Gene Ontology annotation, molecular function: cyclin-dependent protein serine/threonine kinase activity; ATP binding.